UUCGCCCGCUAUUUUUUCCGUGAUUUUAGCCGAAAAUCGGGAUCAAAGAGAUUACGCGGUACGAUUAUAUACGGAUAGAAUGAUCGGUGUGUCAAUUUACGAAAGUUUCUUGGAUAAUAUGCAGAAGAAAAGAUGUUUUCGAAACGAAAGCGACGGUCGGUAAAGCUAAAGGGAGCAGGCGUGGACUGUGGGUUCGAGUCGGGCGUGGGGAUGAACUCUACGGGGAAUGCGAGAGGGAGGAGGACUGGGGCGCUUCCUGUGGUUGGCACUAGCCUAAAAAAGCUCCAUAAACAGAAUCGCGGCCGAAUGUCUUUUCAAUGCAACGAAAAUGGUGAAGUGUGGGAAAAGGUGGGCAUUGAGUAAAGGCUUCGACAGUUCGAACCAUGACAGAGGCGUCAGAGGAUGGUAACUAUCUGGUGAGGGUACGUGCCCAGGUAAUGACAAGGGACGAUAGUUCCGGUGGUUGGGUUCCUUUAAGUGGUGGUGGUUUAGCAAAUGUUUCGGUUAGACGAAGAGCUACUUCGGGUGGGCACCAGUCUAAUAAUGCCAAUGGAUCUGGUAUUUCUACUUCGACUGUCAUACCCUCUAUUACCAACUCUACGCACUCUGUAUCAACUACAGCUGUCGCUACUUCCCAAAGUCAUGGAUCUUCGAGCAGUUCCCCGCCUGGUGCAACUAAGAAGAGGCACGAGUAUCUUAUUUAUGGAAAACGGAUCACAGAUCAAUCAGUUGUUCUUAGCUGUACAAUUAAAAAAGAUUUUGAAUACAAUAAGGUAAUGCCAACUUUUCAUCACUGGAGGACAGGAGAGAAAAGGUUUGGACUGACGUUUCAAACAGCUGCUGAUGCAAGAGCUUUUGAUAAAGGUGUUCGUACAGCUGUUGAAGAAUUAUUAGAAGGGUUGGCUAAUUCAACAUUAUGCGGUAAUACAUUAGAUGCUGGUGAUGAGGAUGUUUUCAUGACUUUGAACUUACCUGUGGAACCACCAGAACCACGUCCAUCAUCUGAUACACCUCACGGCAUAGUUCGAGUGCCCAAUUAUCAUUCCCAGAGUUCAGAUAUUCCUGAUUCGCACAAAUCUAUUCAUUACAUUGGUGGUGGAUCAUCUAUAAAAGUACCGCCAUCGCAACAUCCUUUGGCAUCGACUGCAGAUGUUGGAUCAGAUAACUAUCCUUAUGUGCAGCUCACAUCGCUUAAUCAUGAAUAUUUAUAUCCCAUUAUUGAUGAUCAUAAAGGAGAUCGAUUAGAUAGACAUAAUACCGGCAGUUCAUUGAAGAAGCCGGAUAUUAUAGUAUCUCAACCUGCUAAAAAUACUAUGAAACGUAAUGUUCGAUUACAAUGUAAACAUUGCCAAGAGCUGUAUACAGAACAGAACAAUCCUAGAGGAUCUUGUGAAUACGCUCCUGAUCCUAUUAAACGUGGAAUCGCAAAAAUUUCGUGUCUCUCGUGUGCUCAGGGCAUGUUGUACCACUGUAUGAGUGACGCUGACGGUGAUUUUUCCCAGAAUCCUUGCAGCUGGAUCAUCUGAUACCAUCUGUGAAUCUGUAGUCAUGUCAAUCACAUGGGCCUCUGAAGAUUUUACUUUCCCGUUCUUUGUGUCAAUUGUGCCGCCCGCUAGUGUCCAACAUCACUAGAGCGAGUCUGUGAUGUAACUCUGAGUAGUGAUAUCAAAUUCUGCCAGCAGUCCGGGUCUCCACGUACCAUGCCAGCUCAACCGCUAGCGAUAUUGCCGUACCGCAGACAUCCCCAACGGCAAUGUAGGAACACAACUCCAAUAGAGCAGAGUGAGUGUCUCUAAUCAUAUUGUCGAUAUUAGUAUUAGUAAACCAUUGCUGCCACAGCUCGGUAAAAGAAGCCGCAGCGUAUCCGUCUUGCCUGAUGAACACGGAGAUUUGUGCUCCUUCAAUGUUUACUAAUGAGGAUGUACUUUGAUAGGCGCAGUCUAACAGUACCAAUAGUAUUUUCUUAGGUCCCGGAAUGCUCACACUAUUUAUGACCGGCAUGAAGGUGUAGCUGUUAAUUCUGGUCGUUUCCCAGUUUUAGUCUCGCCAGGUUAUCCCGCUAUGCCAUCCUAUGCACCCUGCCCACAAAUUGCUAUCCAUAAAGCUAACUAAGUAGGGUAUGAGCGAUGAGUUUGCCAGAAAGAUGUUUCUCACCGGCACCUUGGUCCAAUUGCUAUCUAUGCCGGAAUAGUUGAAGGUUUGGAUAUCCGUUUCAAUGUUCUUAUUGCCCCCAUAGAUAUGGCGAUAUCUAAAGGGACAAUGGUCAGCUUACACUGUGGGAAUUUCCACUGAUUCUUUGGAAUAUGCACUUUUUCGUUGUUAACCGUCACAUCCUCAGUCUCAGUGCGUCCGAUAAAUUGAUAUUUGGAUAGGUCGCUGGCAUAAAGUUUUCCGUCUAACGACAGAAACAAGUACAAGGCAUGUACCAGUGCCGCAACUUCAAGGGCCAAUUCCUUUGUGUUGGUUAUUUAUUUAGCUAAUGUUAUUAAACUUGUGUUUUAGCUCCGUCAUCCUUUCUGUCCCGCUUCUGUGUCGAGUACUGGAUCGUUUGGUUUCAGUAUUUUGUGAUAAGGCCACAAAUUGUCUUCCUCUUUCUUUAUAUUAUUUAAAGAAAUUAAAAAGUCCAGUGUUCUUCCAGGACGAAAUUGUAUAAUCGCAUUCAGUACAAAUCACGUUUGAACAUGUUUUACAAACGUGUACAAGCACAAAGUAUAUAAAUUUAUAAUACCUAUUUGUCCAUUUAUUUCUUACUCAUUUAUAGAGUCCAAACUAUCUUCGCCCUGUUCGUUGUCGUCAUCCUAUUUAUCAAAAAUCUUAAUCUGCUUACUGUCGCUUUUGGCAUUGCUCAAAAUGUUUCAUUUUUUAUCUACGAAUCUGUUUAAGCUCUUCUGCAACACUUUUGUCUGCUUAUUCGGCUCCACUAUUACUUUCCUAUCGCCUCUUUUACGUUUAUCUAUGCUAAAUUCUUAAUUAUUAUUCUCUACUAAGAAAAAAAAUUACAAAAGAAUGUGAAGGUUUCUUUUUUCUUAUUCUAAAUGCAAUGAUCUUUGACAACGCGAAAGGAGUACUAUAUUAGUUAUUUCGAAAACGAGGAGAGUAAAAUAUAAUUAUGUUUUUUCUCUUUAUUGUCAGUUUUGUAAGCCACAAUAUAUGACUUUUUAGAGUUUCAUGCACUUGAUGGAUCUGAAUUGUAUAUUUAAAUUUUAAUUGAAAGGAAGUUAUAUCUGAAUUUAUUAAGAUGCUAUGACCAAUUAAGUGUAUCAUAAGAGUAUAGCUGUUUUUUUUUGCUCAGUAUACAUGACUACUAAUAUUAAUUCAGAAGAUCUAAUUACAAUUUUCAAUCAAGUCUUUUAAGAUGCCACUGUAGAUGACCCAAUGAUCAUGUUAUAAAUGUAGUAGACAGCUUUUACAUUAUUUUUAAAAUACAAUUUAUAAUCAAUAGAUGGUACAACGUGAUGCAGCUUUAAAAUAGCAAUGUAAAUUAAUUACUAAAUAACUUGAUUCACUGAACAUUCAAUCUUCCUGCAGACAUUUAGUUAUUAAAAAAAACAAGAGUAUGAAAUAUUUUAGAAACAUAUAUAAACAUUGUGGAAGACAACAAAUCUAUAUUAUUGUUCAAUAAAUUUUGUUAUGUCCUAUGUUUCUAGUCCAA
Molecule: messenger RNA, 3652 nt
Organism: Colletes gigas
Lineage: Eukaryota; Metazoa; Arthropoda; Insecta; Hymenoptera; Colletidae
Gene: Spred
Product: sprouty-related, EVH1 domain-containing protein 1
Exons: 6
Coding region: 384-1526 (380 amino acids)
Biological process (GO): negative regulation of MAPK cascade; multicellular organism development
Cellular component (GO): membrane
Molecular function (GO): protein kinase binding
Source: RefSeq, a predicted model, not a curated record